UUUUCGGAAUGGAGGCUAGAAAGCACCUAGAGGACUUGAGCAAAGACGUCACCUGCUCCAUCUGCCUGGAGUAUUUUGACGAGCCGGUCUCCCUGGAUUGUGGGCACGUUUUCUGCAGGGGCUGCAUUCUGGUCUUCUGGGAUGGUGGGAACUGUUCCUGCCCGGAAUGUCGCUGCCGGCUGCCGGCGAGGGCACUCAGGCCCGACAGACGGAUGGCCAAUAUCGCGGGCACUGUCCGCUCCCUGACGGCCGCGCUGGGAGAUGGAGGACACGGCCAGACACUCGGCCCGUUGUGCGGGACCUCGAACGAGCCUCAGCACCGGAACGCCAGAGGCAGGCACGCCAAGGUAAAGGAGCUCACAAAAAAUAUGGAAGCUGAAUUUAUCAAGCUACACCAAAUUCUUGAUCGAGAAGAACAGGCAGUGAAAAGACGACUCCAGCAGAGACAGCAAGAAGUAUUGCACAGGAGCAGGUUUGACAGCAGGGCAGCAGCUGAAGUGAAUCCUUCCUUCCUACAAGUGAUGUGGAAUUUUCUGCAGGACAUGAAAACAGUUCUUAGUGGACCCAGUGAAGAAAUCAAGCAGGAAGAUCAAGUUCCAGACAAUAUGUUGAUGGGUGAAUUUGGAGGCCCCUUUCAGUAUACUGUCUGGAGGCAGAUGAGAAAAUCUAUCAAACCAGCAUUGGCCAAUUUGACUCUGUGCCCACAGUCUGCUCACCCUCGUCUCAUCUUGUCUGAAAACAUGACCCAAGCAAGUGUUGGUUAUGUGCAACAGCGCCUUGCAAACAAUUCAAAGAGGUUUCUACGUCGCAUCUGCGUGCUGGGAUCGAGAGGAUUUACGUCGGGCAGACACUACUGGGAAGUUGAGGUGGAUCGGGGGGCCAAGUGGAUCCUCGGGGUGGUGCAGGAGUCAGUUCAGAGAAAAGAGCUUGAUGAUCUGACCACGCCCAAUGGCUACUGGGUCAUAAGUCCGCACACAACCAGUUGGCUGCAGUGGCUGAUCGACAUCUUUGCACAGAAGGAAAGGACUUCACAAAAGCUUGACCACCUUGUGCUUCAGGUGAAUCCGAAGAGGGUUGGUGUUUAUUUGGACUACGAUGGAGGUCAGGUGUCAUUUUACAACGCAGAGGACAUGUCUCACUUGUACACCCACAGUGGCAGGGCAAUGACUGGUAAACUGUUUCCACUCUUUUCGCCGGGGACUGCCUCAAACAAUCAAAUGAAACUUCUCCAGUUCUCACCGUAAAUCCAGCCUGUCCUGGGCUUUACCGCAGCGCUAGUCACCUUCAACAAGCACUGAACAGAAACUGUUCGCGUUUUUAACGAGUUGCAUCAUACAUCUCCUCAAAAAAAGUAACACGAACCAUGGUGGCCAUUCCUCUGCCUCCACUGGAUAGGAUGACACAUCCAUCACAAAACCAAGCCUUCCACCCAUUGCAGUAGGACAGGGCAGCUCACAAGAGUGCGGAAAUUAAUGUUAUUGAUACAAGUAGAGAGAAAGUACGAGAAAAACACGAGGGACAGAAUUUCAACAAAACCCUAGGAAUGAGCAUCCUUUCCCAUGUCUUGAAACUGAAGGGGAGAGCCACUCCCUUCUAAAUAGCUCAAUGAUCAUUACAGUUGCUUGCAAAUCAAUACUAACUGCACUUGAUUUACAUUUUGGACUUAUUAAUCUGAAUGCAUAUGGCUGUUAAUUGGGCAUACAACGUAAUUAGAAAAACUCAAGAAAUGGCAGCAGGAUGAUAAAUUACACAAGUAAGUUCUCCGCUCAUCAUCACAUGGUCACAUCAGACACACUUAACCGCCUGCUCCCCAUAUCCGUGUGUUACCCUGGGAAAUUAAAAAUCUGUCCAUCUCAGUUGAGUCCAUCUAUGUGACAACACAUUCACAAACCACCAGGGGUAGAGAAUUCAAAACCUUUCUAUGUAUUCUAAAACUAAAUGGUGAGAGACUCCGGGGAACUCCAACUCAAUUCAGUCAAGCAUUAGUUUGGAAUGUGGACCCCUAGACUGGCACUAUGAGUUUUUCACCAAUGUGAAAUGGGUUUCACUUGGAUGCCAAUCUUGCACAGUAACUACAUCCUGGACCGGAAAUCUCAUUAACAGAUGAAACAUAAACCUUAGACAUUGGAUCCCUCACAGUACCAUCUUGGAUGUCCAGUCACUAAAUCAAGAAGUGGAAAAUUUAACUAAAGCUGACACAUAACAUUACACAAAUAAUGAACAGGGAACGGAGUGGGAUUUGCACUUUGGAUGAAUGAAUGAACGAAUGAAUGAUUUAUUGCCAAUGUAUCUUAAAGAUACAGUGAAACGUGUUUUGUUGCCACAAUUCAGUGCCAUUUUGAGUUACAAGGAGGGCUUCUGCAACAUGUUCCAGUCCUCAAGGAGUCCCAUUCUGGGAACAGUAAUAACAGCACCGACGCCCCAGGAGACCCCUGUUCUGCUGCUGUUGCUACCUUGCCAACAGCACCAAAAUCCAGGAUCUGGCCACUGCCGCUGCCGAAAGUCCAGGUUCUGAGCCUACUGCCACCAGGGCACCUCCACUGCUAAGAAUCCAGGCUCUGGGCCUACUGCCACCAGGAGUUCCUAUUUGAGGCACCGCUGCUGCCAAUAGUCCUGCCGUAAGAGUGAAGGCUCCGGGCCUACAGCUGCCAAGAGUGCAGGCUCCAGGACUAUCACCACCAAGAGUGCAGGCCCUACCGCUGCCAAGAGUGCGGGCCCUGGGCCCUACCGCUGCCAAGAGUGCAGGCCCGGGCCCCACCACCGCCAAGAGGGCAGGCCCCGGGCCCUACCGCCGCCAAGAGUGCAGGCUCCAGGCCCUACUACUGCCAAGAGAGCGGGCUCCGGGCCCUACUGCUGCCAAGAGAGUGGGCCCCGGGCCCUACUGCUGCAAAGAGUGCAGGCCCCAGGCCCUACUGGGAGUCCUGGUACAUUCUGCUGACACUGUAGCCACUAGCCUGCCAACACCAAUCUGGCCUUGAAGAUGAAGAGAUAGGAAGAAAAGAGAAAAGACAAAAAGUCCAUAGAGAUGAUGCCACCAGGCUGGAGUGCAGGGGUGCCAACGAGCCCAAACACUACCUCGUGUGCUGGUGCCUUCCUGGAUCUCCCUUUUUAAAGUAAUUAAUGUUAAACCUGGCCUAAAAUGCUAUACGAUCUCGGGAAAAUUAUAGGUUCAAUGUAUCAGGCUAAUUAUGUAUGGAAGAAAUCUGAAAUAAUAAGCAAAGGUGAAUAUAUUUUGCAACGUUCCCACAAACGGGAAUUGGCUGAAUGAAACAUUUAGCUUCAUUUGCUGUGACAAACCUCGCUGGCUAGGUUGGUGAUUUUGUAUCACUUUCCCUGCCAGUUAUUUCAAAUAAUUGUUAUUCUUUUAAACAAAAUGUUUAUCCAAGCGAGUGUAUUAAGUGCAUCUCUGAGCAGUUUCUACCUGCCCACUCACAAUGGGGGUGGUUUCUAUUUAUCCACACGGUCGGGUCCUCUAUGGAUUUUUACCUCCGUGGGAGCAAUUUCUCUUAUCAACUCUGGCCAGAUCCCUCAUAAUUUUGAAGACUUCUCCGACAUCUCUCCUUGGCUUUCUUUUGUGCAAGGAAUACAAUCCUUAC
Stegostoma tigrinum is the source of this 3596-nucleotide messenger RNA. Its product is annotated as zinc-binding protein A33-like. Lineage: Eukaryota; Metazoa; Chordata; Chondrichthyes; Orectolobiformes; Stegostomatidae. Bases 9 to 1244 code for a protein of 411 amino acids. The record is from RefSeq and is a predicted model, not a curated record. Gene Ontology annotation, molecular function: protein binding. The transcript is spliced from 5 exons.